Messenger RNA from Acipenser ruthenus (sterlet), 4042 nucleotides. RefSeq names its product solute carrier family 12 member 3-like. Lineage: Eukaryota; Metazoa; Chordata; Actinopteri; Acipenseriformes; Acipenseridae. Gene Ontology annotation, molecular function: sodium:potassium:chloride symporter activity. Bases 16 to 2655 code for a protein of 879 amino acids. The record is from RefSeq and is a predicted model, not a curated record. The transcript has 25 exons. Gene Ontology annotation, cellular component: membrane. Gene Ontology annotation, biological process: cell volume homeostasis; chloride ion homeostasis; sodium ion transmembrane transport.
UGGGUCAAGGGAGUAAUGAUUCGCUGCAUGCUGAACAUCUGGGGGGUUAUUCUGUACUUGAGACUGCCCUGGAUCACUGCACAGGCUGGAAUAGGCCUUACCUGGGUGAUCAUCCUGUUGUCUUCUCUUGUGACAGCAAUCACUGGACUCUCCAUCUCAGCUAUCUCCACCAAUGGGAAGGUGAAGGCGGGUGGCACAUACUUUCUGAUCUCCCGCAGUCUGGGUCCAGAGUUGGGGGGCUCGAUCGGACUGAUUUUUGCUUUUGCGAACGCGGUGGCUGUGGCAAUGCACACCGUGGGCUUCUCUGAGACUGUGCGGGACCUGAUCAUUUAUUCUGGCGGGCCCAUAGUGGACCCAAUUAAUGAUAUCCGGAUUAUCGGUGUGAUCACUGUGGUAGUUCUGCUGGGAGUCUGUAUGGCCGGCAUGGAAUGGGAAUCGAAGGCUCAGAUCCUGUUUUUCGUAGUUAUCCUCAUAUCUUUUGUGAACUACUUUGUGGGGACUGUUAUACCAGCGAAUGAGGAAAAACAAUCAAAGGGAUUCUUCAACUACAAAGCUGACCUUUUCCUAAGUAACAUGGUCCCAGGAUGGAGAGGGGAGGACGGCAGCUUUUUUGGAAUGUUCUCCAUCUUUUUCCCAUCGGCCACUGGAAUUCUAGCAGGAGCCAACAUCUCAGGAGAUUUAAAGGAUCCUGCGGUGGCCAUUCCACGAGGCACUCUGAUGGCAAUCUUCUGGACUACCGUAUCUUACCUGGCUAUCUCGGCGACCAUUGGUUCCUGUAUGGUGCGUGAUGCUUCUGCCAGCCUCAACGAUACUCUCCUCUCCAAUGAGACUGCGGACUGUGAGGGGCAAGCCUGCAGCUACGGCUGGAACUUCACCGAGUGCUAUAGAGCAGGGGACUGUAGUCAAGGACUACUGAACAAUUACCAGACUCUGAGCAUGGUAUCUGGGUUCGGGCCUCUAGUCACUGCUGGGAUCUUCUCUGCCACCCUGUCCUCUGCGCUGGCCUGCCUCGUCUCGGCUCCCAAGGUUUUUCAGUGCCUUUGCAGAGACAAUCUGUACCCACUGAUUGGUGUAUUUGGAAAGGGAUAUGGCAAAAAUAACGAACCCAUGUGGGGCUAUGUGCUCACUUUCUUCAUCGCUGUGGCCUUUAUUCUGAUUGCUGAGUUGAAUGUGAUUGCUCCGAUCAUCUCCAAUUUUUUCCUGUGUUCCUACGCGCUCAUCAACUUCAGUUGCUUUCACGCCUCCAUCACUAAUUCUCCAGGCUGGAGGCCCUCAUUCCGGUACUACAGUCGCUGGACGGCUCUGUUUGGAGCAAUCAUCUCCCUUGUGAUCAUGUUUCUGUUGAACUGGUGGGCAGCGCUCAUUGCUCUAGGCAUUGUGGUCUUCCUUCUGGGAUAUGUCACCUACAAGAAACCAGACAUCAACUGGGGGUCCUCCAUGCAGGCUGGUACCUACAACCUGGCUCUUUCCUACUCUGUCUCUCUCACUGGGGUCGAGGAUCAUGUUAAAAACUUCAGGCCACAGUGUUUAAUAUUGACCGGUCCUCCAAAUUUCCGUCCUGCUUUGGUUGAUUUUGUGGGUACCUUUACCAAGAAUAUCGGGCUCAUGAUCUGUGGGAACAUAAUCAUGGGUGAGGGUAAGAAUGUCCAGCAGGAAGAGAGGACCAGUGCAGAGGUCAAGUGGUUGAACAAGCGCAAGAUCCGUUCCUUCUACACCUCGCUGUCUGGGGACAACCUGAGAGAUGGAGCCAGGAGCCUCAUGCAGGCUACUGGCCUGGGAAAGCUGAAACCCAACACUCUCUUCAUGGGAUUCAAGGGUAAUUGGCAGGAAGACUUGCCACGAAACGUGGAUGACUAUAUUGGAACUAUACAUGAUGCCUUUGACAUUAACUAUGGAGUGUGUCUGCUGAGAUUGACUGAGGGGUUGGAUGUUUCUACAAAGAUGAAGGCUCAUGCUAACCCUGCUUUUGAAGACCACGAAGGCACAGAAACUGAGGAAAAGGCAGAAAAUGACUCCACUGAAACCAUUGUGGAUGAACAAGUCAGUAGCAUUUUUCAGGCGAAACAGGGAAAGAAGACCAUUGAUCUCUACUGGAUUUCUGAUGAUGGAGGCCUGACACUCCUAAUCCCAUACCUGCUGACCAGAAAGAAGCGGUGGAGACAGUGCAGAGUGAGGGUCUUCAUCAUCGGACACCAGGACACUGUAGAGGAGGAGAGGAAGGAAAUGCUUUCCCUGCUGAGUCAAUUCCGUUUGGACUUCCAUGAUGUCGUCGUGAUUAUAGACAGCGAGCAAGCCCCACUGUCUGAGAAUAUGAAGAGGUUUGAGGACUCCACCGCCCCCUACAGGCUCAAUGAUGGUUUACGGGACGAGGCUACAGUCCGCGAGCUGAGAAAGGACUGCCCCUGGAUGAUCUCAGACAGAGAGAUGGAACAAUUGAAACAGAAGUCUGAAAGAAAGAUUCGGCUGAAUGAGAUUAUCCAAGAAAACUCCCCUGAAGCAGCUUUGAUCCUUGUGAGCUUGCCUGUGGCAAACAAAGACUUCUGCCCAAGUGCGCUGUACAUGGCCUGGCUAGACGCAUUGUCUCACAACCUGAGGUGCCCAACAGUUCUGAUCAGAGGGAACCAACAGAGUGUCCUCACCUUCUACUGCCAAUGAUGCUCCUCUUCUUGUUUUACUAUAAACCCUCAAGGCACUGGAGAAUCACACAACUCCCAGCCGUCUCCUUAUUGAGAAUCCAAUGGGGUUUCUGUCAAGGGCAUGGAAACCCAUUCAACUCCCAAGAGCAAUCGAUUCAGUGAAGCAAUUUGCAGAAGAUGCCAACCUUGAAACUCAGGAAUUUUGGACUGUUUUUUAAAUUGUUUUAACUGCAGUAUAUGAAAGAUAAUUAAUAAGCUUGCUGAGACCUUAAAAAAAGCCAAAAGACAAGGCUACUGAAGACAUGUGGAAAUUGGGUCUAAAUUGGGGCACGUUGGAUGAGAUUUUUAUUAUUAUUAUUAUCAUUAUUUUACUAGAUCCAUUUUCUAUGAAACAUCUGGACAACUUUAUGGAACUGCCCACUUUGAUGUUCUCGAAUGAAUACUUCUGUUCCAAAAAAGUGUCAGAAAACAUUUGCAGUGUGUGGUUUUGGGAACUUCAAACUUUUUUGUAAUUUGAACCCUGUUCUGUAACCCAGCAGUUCUCAUCUUUUUGCGUCGAGUCAUUCCAAAUCUGGGGGACAAUAUGCAUAAAUUUUAAGUAGAUACCUGCGGAAUUUCUUUUGUGUUCAGUAUUUGUAUUAAUAAUAGCUUAUGAAACUGGAAAUCAAGUAAACAUAAUCGUAUCAAACCAUGUAUGUGUUAAGUACUUCCAAUGUAAUAUAUCAAGCAUUUUUGUCAGGACAACUUUAGAAACUGUCCAACAAAAAACAUCACAUUACAUCUUAUUGGGCCACAUUUUCAAAGCCUACCUUUUGAAGGACACAAAACAUCUGUUAAUCUAACAAAACUAGAACCGAACAUCUAAAUUCUAUAUUUCAGGUCCCUUUAGCAGUCUGUUUGUGAUAAAGUAGCUGCAGAAUAUGAUGAAUCUGUGCAAGCCUUUCCCAACAAAGCCUGCCAAGUUAGCAUAUUAUCAUCCGAGGCAUCAUAAUGCCCGAUUUGCAUAAAGUCACUUCUGUGUUACAGGAAUUUGUAGUUUGUAGUUUUCCAUACCCUACAAGAUGGCCGACAGCCAGAGGAAUAUGCUUCCUAUAGUCCAAAGUUAUGGUGCCAUUUAGCAGCAACACAAAGAUUGGUAGCAGGUGUCUUCUGUUUAAUUCAAAGAUUUGAUAUUAAAUAUUUAUGUGUAAAACACGGAUAUCUCAGUUUUGGUUUUCUUUUUGUAGACAUGUUUUUAACCCUUUAUGGUACAAGGGACAGGUGUGUCCCACAAAUACAGAAUCACUUUCUUAUUUAUGCAAUGAGGUGCACAAAACGGUUUAAAAUCUACUGCCAGGUGAAUUUUGAACAUGCCAACGCAAUUUUUUCUGCUUUAAUAAAUAGUAUGUUUAAUUGAGAAACAGCUU